CAGGUCUCGGGCCCUCAGGCGGAGCGGCGGGCGCCGGACCCCCAGAUGGAGCGACAGGUCUCGGGCCCUCAGGCGGAGCGGCGGGCGCCGGACCCCCCCAGGCGGAGCGACAGCUCUCGGGCCCUCAGGCGGAGCGGCGGGCGCCGGACCCCCAGGCGGAGCGACAGGCAUCGGGCCCCCAGGCGGGGCGACAGGCAUCGGGCCCCCAGGCGGGGCGACAGGCACCGGGCCCCCAGGGCGGAGCAGCAGGCACCGGGCCCCCGGGCGGAGCAGCAGGCACCGGGCCCCCGGGCGGAGCAGCAGGCACCGGGCCCCCGGCGGAGCAGCAGGCACCGGGCCCCCGGGCGAGGAAGCAGGCGCCGGGCCCCCCCCCGGGCGGGGCAACAGGCGCCGGGACCCCGGGCGGGGCGCCGGGCGCCGGGCCCCCGG
Staurois parvus is the source of this 429-nucleotide messenger RNA. The record is from the annotation of a GenBank genome assembly. Lineage: Eukaryota; Metazoa; Chordata; Amphibia; Anura; Ranidae.